Messenger RNA from Fonsecaea erecta, 1557 nucleotides. RefSeq names its product ATP synthase subunit beta, mitochondrial. The record is from RefSeq and is a predicted model, not a curated record. Gene Ontology annotation, molecular function: ATP binding; ATP hydrolysis activity; proton-transporting ATP synthase activity, rotational mechanism. The transcript is spliced from 8 exons. The coding region runs from base 1 to 1557 and encodes 518 amino acids. Lineage: Eukaryota; Fungi; Ascomycota; Eurotiomycetes; Chaetothyriales; Herpotrichiellaceae. Gene Ontology annotation, biological process: proton motive force-driven mitochondrial ATP synthesis; proton transmembrane transport.
AUGCUCAAGAGCGGCAUCGCCCGUAGCUUGGGCAGGUCUGCCCUUGCUCGACCUUCCAUCUCCCGACGCGCCUUCGAGCCCCUACGGAAACAGGCUGCUCCAGCUAUUGCACAGCGAUGGGCCUCGACGGACUCUGCAAGAGACGGGAAGAUCCAUCAGGUCAUUGGAGCUGUCGUUGACGUCAAAUUUGAUACCGAACAACUCCCUCCCAUCCUCAAUGCCCUAGAAACGGAUAACAACGGACAGAAGCUUGUUUUGGAAGUCGCGCAACAUUUGGGUGAGAGUGUUGUGAGAUGUAUUGCUAUGGAUGGUACCGAGGGUCUCGUCCGAGGAAAUAAAGCUACCGAUACUGGCUCUCCGAUCAAGAUCCCAGUCGGCCCUGGCACUUUGGGUCGCAUCAUGAACGUCACCGGUGACCCGAUUGAUGAAAGAGGUCCCAUCAAAGCCACCAAGUUUGCCCCAAUUCACGCCGAUCCUCCUGAGUUCAUCGAGCAAGCCACGUCCGCCGAGGUCUUGGUUACCGGCAUCAAGGUCGUCGACUUGUUGGCUCCUUACGCCCGUGGUGGAAAGAUUGGUCUCUUCGGUGGUGCAGGUGUCGGCAAAACUGUGUUUAUUCAGGAGUUGAUCAACAACAUCGCCAAAGCCCACGGUGGUUACUCCGUCUUCACUGGUGUCGGUGAGCGAACUCGUGAAGGUAACGAUCUGUACCACGAAAUGCAGGAAACUUCGGUCAUUCAGCUCGAUGGCGAAUCCAAGGUCGCUCUGGUGUUUGGUCAGAUGAACGAACCUCCUGGGGCUCGCGCUCGUGUCGCCUUGACUGGUUUAACUGUGGCUGAGUUUUUCCGCGACGAAGAAGGGCAGGAUGUGUUGCUUUUCAUCGACAACAUUUUCCGAUUCACCCAAGCCGGUUCCGAGGUGUCUGCUUUGCUUGGUCGUAUCCCAUCUGCUGUGGGUUACCAACCUACCCUCGCCGUCGACAUGGGUGCCAUGCAGGAACGUAUCACCACCACUCAGAAAGGAUCCAUCACUUCGGUGCAGGCCGUGUACGUGCCCGCUGACGAUUUGACUGAUCCUGCGCCUGCGACGACCUUCGCUCACUUGGACGCCACCACCGUGUUGUCUCGUGGUAUUUCCGAACUGGGUAUCUACCCUGCUGUCGACCCCCUCGACUCGAAAUCCCGCAUGUUGGAUCCCCGUGUCGUCGGACAAGAGCAUUAUGACACUGCCUCCCGCGUCCAGCAGAUGUUGCAAGAAUACAAGUCUCUCCAGGAUAUCAUUGCCAUUUUGGGUAUGGACGAACUUUCGGAAGCCGACAAGCUGACCGUCGAACGAGCCCGCAAACUGCAGCGUUUCCUGUCGCAACCCUUCACCGUCGCCCAAGUGUUUACUGGUAUCGAAGGCAAGCUUGUGGAUCUGAAGGACACGAUUAGCAGCUUCCAGAAGAUCAUCAACGGUGAGGGUGAUGACCUCCCCGAAGGUGCUUUCUACAUGGUGGGCGACUUUGAGAGCGCAAGGGCCAAGGGCGAGAAGAUUUUGGCAGAGUUGGAGAAGUCGUAA